Messenger RNA from Stegodyphus dumicola, 539 nucleotides. RefSeq lists its product as uncharacterized. Lineage: Eukaryota; Metazoa; Arthropoda; Arachnida; Araneae; Eresidae. The record is from RefSeq and is a predicted model, not a curated record.
ACUGUUAUUGGUAACAUGUUAUUGGAUUUAUUGGAUUACUCGUAUAAAGUGUGGAUUACCCCAAUUGAAGACGAUCAUCAGUCGAAACGCAUUUUAGUCCUUGGUGUUUGGUAUAAAAGAAGUAGCUGUGAGGACAGCAGGAAUCGUUUUGCUUCCUUCCCAAAGAAGUACAAAGCUAUUCCCAAAGAAAGCGUUGAAGACAUCUGCCGUUACGAUGAUUUCGAACUACGUCAUAUCCGCAGUCAUGCUUGCUGCAUAUGUGGUCUGCGCGGCAGCAGCGAAGACUGGUGCUGGUAUUGGCCGCUAAAUGUCAGAUAUGGUUAAAACUUCCUGAAAUGGGACUCCAAAUGAGCAGCAUUAAGACUUUACCGAAGAACUGACUUUAUUUUCAAUGCAGUACACUCCAAGCACUCCACUCGAAAAGUUUUUAUGCUUCACCUGCAGAUACAAAACUUCCUUUGCGAAAAAAUACCUAUUUAUAAUUUGAUAUUUUCAAAUUAUUGCAGAAUAUUUAUGAAACAAUAAACUUUUUGCUGCUA